AUGAUCCGUGAUCCGCCGGCAAUGCAUAAACCCGACAACGCCAACAAUCAACAAGAUGAAAACAAGUAUUCUCUCAGCAGUACGUUAAAUACUGUCGCUACUAAUGCGGGGGGUGCGAGACUUUGUGCUCAAUGUGGGAAGGUUAUCACUGAGAGGUUCCUUCUCAAAGCCAUGGAACGCUUCUGGCACGAAGACUGCCUCAAGUGUGGUUGCUGUGACUGCCGCUUAGGAGAAGUCGGCUCAAAACUAUACUAUAAAGCCGAUCUCAUGCUUUGCAAGAGAGACUAUCUUAGGUUAUUCGGUGCUACCGGCAAUUGCGUGGCGUGCAACAAAGUCAUUCCAGCAUUCGAAAUGGUAAUGCGUGCGAAGAGUUUUGUUUACCACUUAGAAUGCUUCGCCUGUCAACAGUGCAACCACAGGUUUUGUGUGGGCGAUAGAUUCUAUCUUUGCGACAACAAGAUACUCUGUGAGUAUGAUUAUGAGGAGAGGCUGGUUUUUGCCAGCAUGGCGGCUAAUCCUAGUGGCUUAGCUCACAUCAGGAGACAAGUCAGUGGAUUACAGUCGCCGAGUAAUGCGUACGUUGGGGGCGGUUGUCCUGGAGGGGCGGUUGUGCCGUUGGACAAAGAUAACGGCGGCUGCGCGGGCGCCGAUGAUGCUUCCAGCGGUUACGGCAGCCCACCUGAUCCAGAUGUCUGUGAUGCACGAUGA
Molecule: messenger RNA, 708 nt
Organism: Danaus chrysippus (African queen)
Lineage: Eukaryota; Metazoa; Arthropoda; Insecta; Lepidoptera; Nymphalidae
Source: the annotation of a GenBank genome assembly